This is a messenger RNA of Conger conger (European conger), 1859 nucleotides long. RefSeq names its product polymerase (DNA directed), beta (gene polb). Gene Ontology annotation, cellular component: nucleus. The record is from RefSeq and is a predicted model, not a curated record. Gene Ontology annotation, molecular function: DNA binding; DNA-directed DNA polymerase activity. Gene Ontology annotation, biological process: double-strand break repair via nonhomologous end joining. The transcript is spliced from 14 exons. Lineage: Eukaryota; Metazoa; Chordata; Actinopteri; Anguilliformes; Congridae. The coding region runs from base 153 to 1166 and encodes 337 amino acids.
AACGUGAUCUUUUUGUUCUCUAGUGGCUUGCUGGCUAUUAUUUGAAAUGACCAAGACUCUUUUGUAAGUGGAUAGAUAGAUAUACAGUAGCCUAGUUUAUGUAUACAGUAUAGCCGUUUAUUUAGGGCUAUAAAAAAAUAGUGUGAGCAACCAUGAGUAAAAGGAAAGCUCCACAAGAAUCGUUAAACGAAGGAAUCACAGACUUUCUCAUAGAGUUGGCCAAUUAUGAGCGUAAUGUGAACAGGGCAAUCCACAAAUACAAUGCAUACAGGAAAGCUGCCUCGGUAAUCGCUAAAUAUCCUGAGAAGAUCAAAAAUGGUACAGAGGCAAAGAAACUGGAUGGCGUAGGAGCUAAGAUCGCAGAGAAGAUCGAUGAGUUCCUAACCACAGGAAAACUGAGGAAGAUCGAGAAGAUUCGAAACGAUGACACCAGCUCCUCCAUCACCUUCCUGACCAGAGUUACAGGCAUCGGACCUGCAGCUGCUCGAAAGUUUUUUGAAGAUGGGGUGAAGACAUUGGACGAUUUGAAGAAGAUUGAGCACAAACUCAAUCACCAUCAGCAGAUUGGACUCAAGUAUUUUGAGGAUUUCGAGAAGAGGAUUCCCCGUGCUGAGAUGGAGAAGAUGGAGGCCCUGAUUCUGGCUGAGCUGGAGACGCUGGACCCUGAGUACAUCGGCACCAUCUGCGGAAGCUACAGGAGAGGAGCGGCAUCCAGUGGUGAUAUUGAUAUCCUGCUGACCCACCCUGACUUCACCUCUGAGUCCGAAAAACAGCCCAAGCUGCUGCAUGCUGUGGUGGAACACUUGGAGUCAGCCGGCUUCAUCACCGAAACUCUGUCCAAAGGAGACACCAAAUUCAUGGGUGUGUGUCAGCUCGCUCCAGGUGAGGAAGAGGAGGAGGAAGAGCAUUUUCAUCGGCGGAUUGAUAUCAGGUUAAUCCCUAAGGAUCAGUACUACUGUGGAGUGCUGUACUUCACUGGCAGUGACAUCUUCAACAAGAACAUGAGGACCCACGCCCUGGAGAAGGGCUUCACUCUCAACGAGUACACCAUCCGACCACUGGGGGUCACCGGGAUGGCCGGGGAGCCUCUUCCGGUCGACAGUGAGAAAGACAUCUUCGACUACAUCCAGUGGAAAUACCGAGAGCCCAAAGAACGCAGCGAGUGAGACGAAAAUGAGACGUAUCCUGGAACUCCCUGUUGGUCCUCGUCACAUCGUCUUUUGGUCUCCAGUUUUUAAGAUGUUCAUUUAAAGUGCGUCCACUGCUAGUUUGUGCCAGUGCGCGAACCUUUUCAUGUUCGCGGUGAUUUUGUGGCGGACUGUAACCCAGCGCACUACUCGCCAAGCAACGCCUGUGCUUAUUCAACAUGGCAGUUCCCAAAUACGAUAUGUAAGGGUUUGGCGGGUUUAAUCUACAGAUUCGCUCGUUUGUCAGUGCACUCGAGCACACCAAAAGGUCAUUAAUAACGUGAGCUUCAUGCAUUGUCCCAGGCAGUUUACAAGGGUUUCUGAAGAUUACCAUGGCGAUGGAAUUCAGGAACCUUUAACAUAAAAUCAGCAAUUUGGAAGCCAAUACAACCGUGGUACGAGAGCCUGGAAUGUUUGCCGACAGAUUGUGGGCCUCUGUCCUCAACAGUUUCAACAGUUUCAACAUUCCUCACAGGGAUGUUUUAAUUUUUUUUUCAUUUUAAUGUAUUGCUUUUCAUUUUAGUUUUAGAUGUAUUGCUUUCAUACUCAGAGCUGUGUAUUUGGUAUUGUGUGUAUUACAUAGCAAAAUAUAAUAGCCUAUAGUAAAUUCAAAGAGAUGAAAUGGACUUGUACUAAUUCCAUAUAGAAAAAAAUAAAUGAAACUAUUUGCAA